AUGUCAGAAGAAACUGAAAAAACUAAUUUAAAAGAAAUCAUAGAUCUUAUUGAGCUUUUACUGAUUAACAAUCCUUUAGAUGCACAAGAAUAUAUUGAGAUUGAUAAUUAUGUAAAUAUUGAAGAGGAUUUAACU
This is a messenger RNA of Cetraspora pellucida, 135 nucleotides long. The record is from the annotation of a GenBank genome assembly. Lineage: Eukaryota; Fungi; Glomeromycota; Glomeromycetes; Diversisporales; Gigasporaceae.